Pectinophora gossypiella (pink bollworm) is the source of this 1090-nucleotide messenger RNA. RefSeq lists its product as uncharacterized. Gene Ontology annotation, molecular function: catalytic activity. NCBI's taxonomy places the organism in Eukaryota, Metazoa, Arthropoda, Insecta, Lepidoptera, Gelechiidae. The transcript has 2 exons. The record is from RefSeq and is a predicted model, not a curated record. The coding region runs from base 410 to 1090 and encodes 226 amino acids.
GUUCAGUACCCUGGCUGCGCCCCGCACAGACGGUGCAGGCCAUAACCCGUGGAGGCAGCAGAGGUGGGGUCGCACAGCGACACCCACAACGCGGCGCCUCGAGUGCCAGAUCCAGGGGUGGAAGAGGUGGUGCCCCUAGGGCUCGUGGCAUUCGAGGUCGAGGAGCUGGUGCCGCUACCAGAGGAAGGCCUGCACAACUGCCCUCCCUGGCAAGCGAGCACAGCAGUAGAAAGGCUGCUCGUAAUCCUUUCAAUUCCUUCCCCAACCUCCCACCCCCUAAACCUUAAGAACCCUCUUUUUCAUCUUCCUGACCCAUCCCUCCCUUUCUGACCCUUCACCCCUCCUAGUCCUAUUAUACAUAUAUACAUAUAUAUAUACAUAUAUAUUUAUUAAUAUUCCCAAAUAUAAUAUGUUCAAAGUCAUUCAAGUAAACCUUCACCACUCGAAGGCGGCUACCGCCGCCCUAAACCAGCACCUACAUCAGGUGGGUAUGGACAUGGCUUUGAUCCAAGAACCGUGGAUCAACAAGAACGCGGUCAUGGGGCUCAAUACCUCAGAUGAUUUAGUAGCUGCCUAUGUCGCCCUCCCAAGACUGAAUGGGGCCAGGCUGGUUGUCUGCUCGGCUUACCUACCAGGAGAGGCGCCAAACCCAUCGAUGCAGCUGGCUGCCCUCGUUGAGUAUUGUGAAGACCAGAAAGUACCACUCCUCAUUGGGUGUGACAGUAAUGCGCACCAUACUGGGUGGGGGAGUACCAAUACCAAUCAACGAGGUGAGGAACUAUUCUCAUUUAUUAUGUCCAAUAAUCUUGAAAUAAUUAAUUCGGGCUGUGUCCCUACUUUUGUAACAAGGGCCCGUCAAGAGGUACUGGACAUCACUCUUUGUUCAGAAAGGUUCGCCAACCACAUAAAAGGAUGGCAUGUAUCGGAUGACGCAUCACUUUCUGACCACAGGUAUGUAAGGUUUGAUAUCACUUUAACCUUAGAGAAAACAGCAGAAGCGUACCGCGACCCGAAGACAACAGACUGGGAAGGCUACAGAGCCUCCUUAAUGAUGAAUCCAAGAAAUUUUGGUACAACUCAGUUGGCCUAA